Molecule: messenger RNA, 864 nt
Organism: Tremella mesenterica DSM 1558
Lineage: Eukaryota; Fungi; Basidiomycota; Tremellomycetes; Tremellales; Tremellaceae
Exons: 5
Coding region: 72-773 (233 amino acids)
Source: RefSeq, a predicted model, not a curated record
AUACUUACCGACUUUACCCUGAACUUCACAAGUCCACCGUCGAAUUGUUGAAAUAAGAGACCAGAACCAAGAUGAAAAUGUUUGUACUUUCUGCUGUGUUGGCCGCUUCGACCGUCCUGGCUCAUUUCACUUUGGAUUAUCCUACUUCCAGAGGGUUCAGUGAUGAUGAUGAACCCAAGUUUUGCGGAGGGUUCAACGAUGUCGAGACUAGACAACCAUUCCCUUUGACACAAGCACCAAUUUGGAUCGACUCGCAUCAUACCACCGCAUCUGUCGUCGCUUUCAUUUCCACUUCGGAGACCCCCACUUCGUUUGACGAUUUCAACAAGACUUCCAAUGGAACUUCCAUCCCUCUCCUCACCAACUUUUUCCAGGUCCACGAGGGAGAGUAUUGUUGGAAUGUAGAUUUCAGUUCUUUGAACAUUGGAUUGACAAAUGGCAGUUUGGUGACUUUGCAAAUUCAGUUUGACGGGGGGGACGGCUUCCUUUUCCAAUGUACCGACCUCGUUCUCCUCUCCGACUUUACCCCUCCUUCCAAUGUCAACUGCACAUCCAACGAAGACGCCGUUCUCUCUAGUGGUUCAGUGACAGCUUCCGGUGGUCCAUCUGCUACUGCCACGUCGUCAGGCGCACCCGCUUCGUCCAGCGCGCCCAGUGCUUCGUCGGCAGCCGCCAGCUCGAGCUCGACUUCCGGCGCGGGUAGAAUCAACGUGGAGUUCAAGUCUGGUGCUCUCUGGGGUUUGGGCAGUGUGUUGGCAUGGGCCAUGCUUUGAAAUGUCUCGUGAGAAAAGCUAGUUGAGUGACAUGGACUAAAAGAGUCAAACAGUCGACAAAAUAUGCAUUCUCCUUGUCCAUUGUGUAUCC